This is a messenger RNA of Magnolia sinica, 2174 nucleotides long. Its product is annotated as exocyst complex component EXO70H1-like. NCBI's taxonomy places the organism in Eukaryota, Viridiplantae, Streptophyta, Magnoliopsida, Magnoliales, Magnoliaceae. The transcript has a single exon. Gene Ontology annotation, cellular component: exocyst. Gene Ontology annotation, biological process: exocytosis. Gene Ontology annotation, molecular function: phosphatidylinositol-4,5-bisphosphate binding. The record is from RefSeq and is a predicted model, not a curated record. The coding region runs from base 113 to 2029 and encodes 638 amino acids.
ACAACAGCAUCGUCUCUUCCCAGUCCUAAUACAACACAAUCACAUACAACCACCCAAACACAUCCAAAAAAAAUCCCAAUUCUACCCUCACCAAUCUCUUCAAAUAACUCAAAUGGCGACCAAGGCAAGGAGAACUCUCUUCUCCCACCACCACUCCUCAAAAUCUCCUUCCUCUUCCAUCCCCUCUUCUCCUUCCCAUACUCGGCCCUCCUCCCCUUUUCAAUCCCAUACUCGUCCCUCCUCUCCUCUCCAUCUUUCCCUCUCCGAAUCGAUGAUGGACGGAACCAUCGCCACCGCUGAAUCCAUCAUCACCAAGUGGGACCCAGAGUCAUCUUCCUACUCUAGGAUCACCUCUCUAUUCUAUGAAAACCGGCAUGAAGCCAGAGAAUUCCUACAAUCAGUGAAAGACCUCCAGCGAUCCAUGCAUUUCUAUGUGAACAAUAACUCCAGCUCUCAGAAGCUCGUCCACGCUCAAACUCUCAUGCAGACUGCCAUGAAACGGCUUGAGAAGGAAUUCUAUCAGAUCCUGGCAACUAACCGCGAUCAACUGGACCCAGAGUCUGUGUCUGGCUGCAGCUCCACGGGGACGAUAUCAAGCCUCUCAGAUUAUGAAGAUGAGGUGGGGUCCGAGGAUGAGAUCCAGAUCGCCGGGAACUCAAUCCAGAAGGUCGAACAGGAGGCAUCAAUCGCCAUGGCAGAUCUCCGGGACAUUGCUGAGUGUAUGAUCUCAUCUGGGUAUGGCAAGGAAUGCGUGAAGAUAUACAAAAUCAUGAGAAAAUCGAUCGUGGAAGAAGGAAUCUAUCGACUUGGAUUCCAACAUAUGAGCUCCAAUCAUAUACAGAAGAUGGAGUGGGAGGUCUUGGAACACAAGAUCAAGAACUGGGUGAACGUGAUGAAGAUUGCAGUCAAAACGCUCUUCUACAGCGAAAGGAUCCUAUGUGAUUACGUCUUCACAACCUCAAACACGAUCAAAGAAUCCUGCUUCUCCCAGAUCGCCAAGGAUGCUGCGACCCACCUCUUUUCAUUCCCAGAAACUGUCGCAAAAUGCAAGAAAUCACCUGAGAAGAUGUUCCGAUUCUUGGACCUCUACGACACAAUCUCCGAACUCUGGCCCUAUAUAGAGUCCACCUUCUCCUAUGAAUCAACAUCCACCAUCAAAACACAGGCCAUCAACUCUCUCAUCAAACUCGGCGAUGGAAUCCGAACCAUGCUAGCUGAAUUCGAAUCAGCAAUGCAGAAGGACCCAUCGCGAUCACCCAUCCCAGGCGGUGGGCUCCACCCACUGACCCGUUACGUAAUGAACUAUCUAUGUUUCCUUGGCGACUAUAAAGAAGCCCUUACAGAGAUCUUUGCUGACUAUCCAUUGCAAGUGCAGCAUCCAAUGCCUGAGACAAUGCUCCAAAAUUCACUCACAGCAGAGAAUCCACUGUCAGCGAUAUCGACCAGACUCGAAUGGCUGAUCUUGGUCCUUCUUUGCAAGCUGGACGGAAAAGCCGAGCUCUACAAAGAUGUUGGAUUGUUAUAUCUCUUCCUCGCUAACAAUCUACAAUACGUUGUAUCAAAAGUACGUGGCUGCGAUCUACGGUACAUACUCGGCGCUGACUGGAUUUCCAAGCAUGAAUCGAAAGUCCAGCAGUAUGUGGCGAAUUACGAGCGGAUGGCAUGGAUCAAGGUGGCUUCGACAUUGCCGCAGAAUCUGACGGCCGAGAUUGCACCCCAGAUGGUAAAAGAGCAUUUUAGGAAUUUCAAUUCGGCUUUCGAAGCCGCAUAUCGAAACCAAUCCGGGUGGGUCGUGUCGGAUGGAAAAUUAAGGGAGGAGAUUAAAGUUUCGGUGGCCAAGAAGAUGGUGCCAAGCUAUCGGACAUUUUAUGAAAAGUAUCAGGUUCUGUUGAGAGGUGAGAGAGGCAAUUUUGUGAGAUUUACACCAGAAGAUUUGGAGAAUUAUUUAUCGGAUUUGUUUUAUGGGAACGGAAUUUCGGGUUCCGGGUCCGGAUCUGUUUCAUCUUUACACUCGCAGGGGUCGCUGUGAGGGGUAUUUUAUGCUGUUUUCUGUACGUAUUUGUACGUCAUCUUAUUGUAUGAUAAUACGGAAAAUUGGCCAGUUUUUGUGGCGUGAGUUACCUCUUAAAAUUAUCCCUACGAGUAUGUGAUCACCAACUAUUUUCUUUCUUCAA